AUGGCAUCAGACGACCGAUCGGAAACACCACCCCCAGCCGAUGCGCAUGCGGAUACAGUCAUACAAGACCUUCCUCCUCAAGACGGCAGCUCAGACGGCGAGCGGGAUGAACGCACCACUCGAGAGAAACUGAAAAAAACAUCCAUCGCCGGACUAGCACAGUACUCCAAGGUGGGCAAGGCCACUGGAGACCAUCCUCUGGGCGAAGUCGCUAAUGCCGACACCGCUUCCGAUGCUCAACCCGAGAACGGACAGGCAAGAGGCCGACCCUCUAAGAAACGAUCCUUUGAUGACUUACAGAAUGAAGAGCCGGGAGUCGGUGUGGAGAACGGAGGACCUCCCUUGCCUAAGAAGGGCGCCCAGCACAAGAGAAUGCGAUCCCGAGAGAUAUCAGGACAUGAGGGAGAGGCUCAAGGUCUGGAUAUGAACGAAGAUAUGGCAAGUCCAGUGCAGGAAGAGCCUGGCGCAGAUGCACAGCAAUCUCCGGGCGGGCCUGGAGUAUUGGUUUCGGCGCCCUCAAAGGCAGAGAUGGAUGCCGCUGCUUCUGCCCCUACUUCAAAUGUGGAGGAUACAACAGCAGCUGACACAAUGCCGAAUGCCACUGUCAUAUCAGAUCCGCACGCCGCUGCAACGGCCACUGGAGCCGCUCCAUCUAAGGAGGAACCCAAAACACAGAUCCCAGCCUCGUCCGGCUUCGCCAACGCAUCAUCAGCUUCUCCGUUCGCAACCUUCAAGCCUCCCAAGUCGCCAGAAAAGAGUGCCGAGUCUCCAACACCACCGUCUAAUGGUACAACCUCGAUGUCCGCUUUCGCUUCUUCCGGCCUGUCAGCUUUCGCUUCAUCCGAGAAGUCUCCCUUUGGCACUGUGGGCUCCACUGCUAAGAAUAGUGGCGGCUUCGGUAGUGCGACGACAUCUACGGGCUUCGGAUCAUCCUCUGGUGGAUUUGCGGCUGCGUCACCCUUCGGAAGUAAACCAGCCUCAGGAUUUGGUGCAGGCGGUGGUUUUGGCUCGGCAGGUGGCUUUGGAGGCGGAAGUGGCUUUGGGGCUGCGUCGAAGCCGUUUGCUGGUGGUCUUUCCUCCUUCAGUAGCCCGUCGGGAGGAGGCGGGACGUUCGGCAAAGCCAAACCGUCUGGAUCAAAGAACCAUGAAGGUGAAGAUGACAAGGGGAGCGAUGAAGGUGGCGAUGAGGAGGAGGGUGCAUCACAAGCUGAAGGAGACCCCUCACAGGAUCCCCGGUUCCAUCAGCAAGAGCUUAACACGGGCGAAGAAGAGGAAGAAACAAUCUUUACCUGCACCGCCAAACUCUACCACUUUGAGAAGGAAUGGAAGGAAAGCGGCGUCGGCGACUUCAAAAUCAACAUCCGCUACGAAGCCAGAUCAACACCUGCUGAGUCGUCAACCGAAGAAGAUACGACAAAGAACAACGAGACUAACGAGCCAGAUCUCGAAGCAGGGCAAUCCGAGUCUUCUAGCAGACUCGAACGCAAGGCUCGUCUAAUCAUGCGAGCGAGGGGAACACAUCGGCUGGUGCUCAACACGCCAGUGUUCAAGGAGAUGAUCGUUGGCACGCCUGACGGCAAGGAACCAACAGGGAAGACCAUGCACCUGACCGGAUUGGAAGGGGGAAAACCUACUGGGUAUCAGAUGAAGGCAAGUUCCCCCGAGCCCCUACAAAGACUGCCACUUCGAGGCGCAUUGUCGUGA
Cladophialophora carrionii CBS 160.54 is the source of this 1704-nucleotide messenger RNA. RefSeq lists its product as uncharacterized. Gene Ontology annotation, molecular function: GTPase activator activity. Gene Ontology annotation, cellular component: cytoplasm; nuclear pore. The record is from RefSeq and is a predicted model, not a curated record. The transcript is spliced from 2 exons. Bases 1 to 1704 code for a protein of 567 amino acids. NCBI's taxonomy places the organism in Eukaryota, Fungi, Ascomycota, Eurotiomycetes, Chaetothyriales, Herpotrichiellaceae. Gene Ontology annotation, biological process: intracellular transport.